This is a messenger RNA of Wyeomyia smithii (pitcher-plant mosquito), 1544 nucleotides long. RefSeq lists its product as uncharacterized. The record is from RefSeq and is a predicted model, not a curated record. Bases 736 to 984 code for a protein of 82 amino acids. Lineage: Eukaryota; Metazoa; Arthropoda; Insecta; Diptera; Culicidae. The transcript is spliced from 2 exons.
CGCGGUGAGCUUUAUCAGCCAAUCGAAAACGGUUUGUGAACGAAAGAGGAACCGAAUCGUUCUGUAGUUCCAGCACUAGUGAACAGAUGAACAUACGCGGAUGCAGAUGAACACUUGAAGGUCGCAUCGUUGAACAACAGUGGUACCAAUUAAUCAAGUGAUAAGGUCUAGCAAAAAAUAGCCGAGGCCACCGAGAAGAUUCGUCCGGCGACUAAGCGGCUAUCUCGCGCGGUUCGCGCGAAGGUGAAAGUUUCAUCAACAAAGUUUAUUACUUUCAAAGUGCCGCCCACUGCUCGCAAGAAAGUAUAAAAGGCGUACGACGAGCGCGAAUCCUUUCUACAGUGGCAACAACCAGAGCGUAGAACAGAAGCCCUCCAGGGGCCGUGUGUUUCCUUAUUGAAUCACCAAAGAGGUUAAGUGUCUCCAUACACAGCUAUACCUAUAGCGGGAAAAUAAAAUUCGAGUCGUGCGCGCCGUGACACGAUUUACCACCGAAACUGGGAAGCAUAAGCAGGGGGUGUGAGUGUGUUGUACUACAUCGCGUCCGAGGAGCACUUGACUUUAUUCGCAGGACUUGAGUAGUACUCCGAUCGGCAAGUGGCUAACAACAUACACUUGAACUAGAAAGUUAAACCUCAGAGAGUGUACGGAACUGUUGUUGUUGUGUGCUAAAUUCGCCGCAAGCUAGGCUCGGAUUGUAAAACCAAUUAUCCCAACAGUGGGUGCCGUUACGAAAUGCAAGCCGUGGGACUGCUGCUAGCGCUGGUCCUGGCACUGUGCUGUUUUGGAACAGUCCGCUGCUGGCCCGUCAAUCCCGAGGUAGUGGACAGUUUGAUUUUCAGCAACCCGGAAGUGGCGGCACAAUCAAUGCGGGAAAUUCCCCAGUGGCACUGCUUGCGAUAUUUCAAGCAUGAUAUUCACCUGAUGAGACGCUGUCGUAAUUAUCGCCUGCACAUGCUGCGCCGGCCGAACGACAUGAUCUGAUUUGGAGCUGCCGAUGAAAGCUGGCGGCGGCAACAACCAGGUGUCCCACCAUCGAAUAACGAGAGCCUGGGGGUACUUUCAGAUUUCUAUUAUGGUUCGACGAUAGGACUAAAGCCCUAAAUAAUUAUGAAGCAGUGUCAAUGUACUUCCUACCGAUGCAUUCAUCGAACCCAAGCAGAAGCAAGUGUGAUUAUAAACCAAACAUAGUCAGUGACCAAGAGGUUGAUGGAUCAUAAAAUAAUACAACCAUAUGUUUUAGCCUAUAUUCAACAGUAGACGUUAUUUCUAUCAUCAGGAAGAGAGGAAAGAUUAGAAAAGUUGGAAGAAAACUUGGUUGAGUUUAAUGUAAAAAAAAAGAGUUUUUAAGCUGGCAUUCCAAUUUACCUAUCCAACUUAACUUGCACGUCAGGCACAACCAAAGAUCAGACUAUCACACAAUAUAUUAUGCCUUUAUAUGUAUCAAAAAUAGGCGAAACCACGAUUAUGCUUAAAAGCUGUGACUGUUUUUAUUUUAAAUUAUGAACAACUAUUGCUUGCGUAGUUACUGUAAAAAAAUAAAA